Molecule: messenger RNA, 2826 nt
Organism: Chiroxiphia lanceolata (lance-tailed manakin)
Lineage: Eukaryota; Metazoa; Chordata; Aves; Passeriformes; Pipridae
Gene: NAAA
Product: N-acylethanolamine acid amidase
Exons: 11
Coding region: 16-1053 (345 amino acids)
Biological process (GO): fatty acid metabolic process
Cellular component (GO): lysosome
Molecular function (GO): fatty acid amide hydrolase activity
Source: RefSeq, a predicted model, not a curated record
GCGCUGUGCUGCGCCAUGGGCUGCGGGCCGUGGGCGCUGCUGGCGCUGCUGUGCGGGGCGGCCGCGGCGGUGGCCCCGCUGCGCUGCAACGUGAGCCUGGACAGCCCGGCCGAGCAGCGCUGGCUGCCCGUGCUGAGACACUUCGAUCCCGCCUUCCUGCGCGCCGCCGUGGCCCGGGUCAUCGACGAGAGCGUCCCGAAAUGGGUGCACCAGGUCAUCCGGCCCAUAGCAGCGGAGCUGGAGCAAUUCAUGCCGCAGCCCUUCGCGGGGGAGAUUGUGGGGCUGUGCCAAGCACUGGGAAUCAGUCUGGGAGAUGGAAUCCUGCUCAACUUCGCCUACGAGUCCACUGCGUUCUGUACAAGCAUUGUUGCUCAGGAUGACAAAGGGAACAUUUACCACGGUCGGAACCUGGAUUAUGAGUUUGUUGAUAUAUUGAGCAAGAUCACAGUUGAUGUGCAGUUUAUAAAGAGCGGGCAGGUAGCGUACCAAGGCACCACAUUUCUUGGCUACGUAGGCUUAUGGACUGGACAACGUCCACACAAGUUCACAAUCUCUGGGGAUGAACGAGAUGGUGGUAGAUGGUGGGAAAAUGCCAUAGCUGCUUUCCUCAAUCGGAAUUACCCUGUCAGCUGGCUGGUCCGGGAUACCCUGAGCAGAGCAGAGGACUUCCAGUCAGCUGUUCUCAGACUGGCUGACAUUCCCAUCAUUGCUGAAGUUUACUAUAUUGUAGGAGGUGUGUCACCCAAAGAAGGCAUGGUCAUAACAAGGAACAGAAAAGGGCCAGCAGAUCUCUGGCCUCUGGAUCCUUUAGGUGGAGCGUGGUUUCGUGUGGAGACAAACUAUGACCAUUGGACCACCCCUCCUCCUUUUGAUGAUCGCAGAACUGCAGCCAUCAAAGCUCUCAAUGCUACUGGACAGCAGAACAUCAGUUUUGAUACACUCUUUAAGGUGUUGUCAGUGAAGCCAGUCUUAAACAUUAACACAGUGUACACCACAGUGAUGAGUGCUGCAUUUCCAGACAAGUACCAGACAUGGAUCCGAACUGAGCAGUGAAGAGCUAUAAGGAGCAGAGGUACUGAGUGAAAAGCUGAAGCUUUGCAAGAUCAGCAUAUGCUUCUAAAAUAACUCUUGGGAGCAGUACAGUCAUUUUGGCUCAUUAAUUAUGUGAACCAUUUGGGAAAUAGUGACUUGUUAACUCUUUAAAGUGUUGCAGGUGAUCCUCUUAAUGAACUGUAAUGGGUGUUUGAAUUUUAUUUUAAUUGAUGUUAUAGCAGAUGUGACUGGUUAAAAAUGGCUUUUACUGGUUUUGGUAAGAGUUGUGUAACUGCAAUGUAGUUCUGUGCUAAUGAAUAAGUUUUUGUACUUUACAUGGCCAGUAGGUCUGAACAUGAUGAAAUAAAAAGAUGCAGCUGAUAGACUGAUUUCUGGAGGUGUGUGGGGUUACUUGCAUGUGCUCAUCCUUUCCCCUCACCUGUGAGGGGUUGGUGAUAUGAGCCUAGCAGGGGCAGAUGGAAGAGUCAGCACCAUGCAGAGCUGUAGACUAUAGUUAAUUGAUAUAUCAGAAAUCAGGAGCUGUCUCAGGAAGUGUGAUAAUACUUUGCUCUGUGAUGGAUGAGAGAAGCUUGUGUUGAGUAGCAGUGAUGUUAAAGGGGGACGUGUGUUUUCUUGUGAUCAAGUAAAAUUGCCUGCAAUAGUAAGUUUAUAAGUUGUUUCUACAAUGUGGAGCAGUGGGGUUUUUGUUGGGUUGUGCUGUGACUGCAUAUUGAAUUUGGACACUUAAUUGUACCCUGGAAAUAGUGAAGGAUUUGAAGAAUCAAGACCAAUGGAUACUGGAUUAUGUAAAGCUUAGAGGUCCCCUCCUGCACUGGACAGAACUUCACCUGAGGGAAGGUGUGGUCAGAGCACCAUUUCCAGAUCCAUGCUGUGCUGGUGCAGUAUCUGUGCACUGGUUAUGCAGACUGCUCCAAGAGCACCUUCUGGAGCUGUGGGCCCUUUAUCUCCUUGUGCUGAGUCUCAUAACCUGCUUAUCUGCAUCCUGUCCUCCUGACUGGAUGAAUCUGCUGCAAGCUUUGCCCUGACCCAGUUUGUACAGCAGUUGGAUGCCAGAAGGAUAAAUUUGAACAGAGUUCCUGGAGGAAGAUAUAGUUAUGCUCACUAUCUUUGGGAUUGCAGAAUGCCAUUGUUUUAAAUUACAGAGCAGGCACUGACACCUGAUGGCACCAGGUUUUCCUUAAAUAACAGCCUCCUACAACAAAAGGUUUCUUCCAGGUGUGGCUUUGUUCUGUCAUCCUGACCUCUGCAGCAUUAGGCUGAUUAUCUGCUAGCAGGGGUGUGCCCAGAUGCUACUGGUAUGUAAAUUUAACCGAAUGUAUGUUUCAAUGUGUACAAGCAGAUCUAGUGUGUAUAAAUCACAAGUAUCCGUGAAUAUUCAGGAACAAAUUUGCUGGUGUUGUGUUUGGGUCUUGGCAGCUGCUUGUGCUUGGGAGGUUUAAAUAAGGAUUUGAGGUUUUUUCUUCGAAAUUAUUUUCUUGAAAGCCUUGCAUUUUGUGUGAUAAUAAACACUCCAACAUGCUCAUUGUCAAUAAAAAGCUUUCUGCCAUCUAGAAUGCUUUUCUUGUGCUAAUCAAAAACAUAAAUUACUUUGUGGUUUUAGUUUAAUGACAAGCUAAAAAUACUAAUGAAGUGGUAAAUGACACAUCAUAGUAACUAGAUGAUUUAACCUGUGAGUAGCUGAGCUACUUUGAAUAAGAAUUGAAAUUUGACAGAAAUGCAGAGAUGGGAUUGCUAAUACUUGAAAUAAAACUCUUAAUGCUGGAAACAUUAAAA